UACAUAAAUGUGAAAUAAAGCCGAGAAAACUGGGAGAAUGAGAGUGCUGCAUAAAACAAGACCAAUUUGGAAUGUUGUGAUUCAUUCAGAGUUUUUAGUAGAGACCAAGUUCUAGGUCUGUAGGUCGGUCAGUUGUUCUUCUUCUCUGUUCUUAGUUUGAAAUUGUUUUCAAGUUGGACCAGAGUUUUGACCACAUACAUACUCGCUCACUCCCGCAGAAACAGAACGACUGCCGCAGCGAAGAAAUGCGAAUUUCAAAUUUAUUGGGCCACGAGUCGCGUCGAGUUAGAGAUUGUUCUCUCACAUUUCGCUACAUACUGGAUGAACAAGAAGAACAAGAGGGGAAGGAAUUUUUAGAUGAAAUCUUGAAGCGUUGAAUGGACUUUUACCUAAUUUCUGAGAGCGUUGCAGAAAGUCCGUGGGGAUUUGAGAUUCUCGAAAAGACGUAAAGAGCCACAUCACCAGCAGGGAAAAGGUAAGCAAAAAGUUGGGUCUGAGGUAGGUAACCUACUGAUCUGAAAAGGGGACAGCGGCCGCAGCAGAACCUUAUACUGGAUGGAUAGCUGUUGGCCUAUUAUUUCGCCUACACGAGGGAAUGGAUGAGAAAUUCUCGUCGUACAUUGCAAAACAUUUGUUUUCAAGUUUGCCCACUUGUACAUAUAUACAUUCUAAACAUUCCGUUAUACAUUUGGCCACACACCAGAAAACCAGUUGAAUAACGCAGCCAGCAAGCAGAAGAAUUGGUGAAAGUAAAGAAAACAAGGACGCAACGCAACGCAGGCUAUUUUCAGAAUUCUUCUCUUUCAGUAUUAAUUUCUUUAGCUGCACACACACACCAACUCGUGUUUCUUCCUGGUCAAGUCCGAUAUUUAACAAAUAUAUAACGACAUAAGUUGUACUUGCGGUUUAUCCUUGUCUAGCUUUUUGGCGAUAUAAAUACGUACGUAGCUACACCACCGUGCAGAUUAUCCGGGUAAUCUUCUCCAGUAAUUAUGGAACAAUCCACAGGCCCAUUAUUCUACAUAAACCUCGUUCAUUCCACUACGUAGCCUGGUACGCAUCGCAAAAAUAAGAAAUCCACAAAACAGCGAAACAGUGGGAGAAAGUGGACGGACGGAGAGGAUUCCUUUUGGGGAGAAGAAAAGGAGGCAUGAUUCUGAUGCUGACUGAUGGUAAGGAGGAAAGCGGAGAUGGAAUACGGUACAAGAAGGGAAUUUGAUCUCUCACGAUGUGUCAGUCUGCCUUCGACUUCGACCCAGGAGAGUCAGUCGUCGGGUUGUUCUGCUGGCUGGAUAAGUUUUCGGGUCGGUUUUGGUGGACAAGAGGGAAAUCAUAUAGCAUCAGUUGUGUAGCGUUUACCCCAAAGAGACAACUUUCCAGGCAUUUAGUGUCAGUCACACACACACAACACACAAAUGUAUCGGUGGCAGAAAUGAAAGUGGAGAGAGAAAUUGAUUAAUACUUUCACCAAAGUUUGACAACUCGUUCAUUCAUUCAUUCAUUCUGGGAGAGGGGAUGUGGUGGUGGUGAUGGUCGUGGGUGCGUGGUCGUGGGUGUGAGAAGGACAGUGCAACAAAUUAUUUUGGCUUCUCAAGUUUGUCUCAUCUAAAACCUGUGGCUGGAAUUGUUUCAAUAAGUAAUAAGCUUUCAAACAAGGAAAGAAAGUGGAGACAGGGAUAAAUAUUCGGUUAUUUGAGAGUAAGUGGGGAAAGUGAGAAUUCUGGUUUAUUCGUGGUGAUGUGAAUCUUGUGGAGAAAUAAGCAAAACCGUUUGAUAUACGUAUUGGAAAAUUGACAAUUUUUGUGAUAAUUACAAAUCAUGAACCUGUUAACGCGUUGGGCUUCCUGCGGACCUCGAACGAUCCUUCACCUUCUCAGUAUUAGCAGUUUUUUCCUCAAAAUUUUAGAGUCUGAAGGUCUGAGGGAUGUUAGGCUUGAAGCGUAUCGCUACACACGACUCGGGGAAGAAAUUACUCUCCGGUGCAGCUAUGAUUUAGAGGCAGGAACAUUAUAUGCGGUCAAGUGGUAUCGUGGGGUUGAAGAGUUUUACAGAUUUAUACCCAAAGAGCUAAGACCGAAACAAGUGUUUCCCGGAACUGGAAUAUCCGUUGAUUAUUUUCGAUCUGAUGACCAUCACGUUUUAUUGAGAAAUGCAUCAUUUGAAACGAGUGGAAAGUACAAAUGUAGCGUAUCAAUUGAAGGGAAUUUCCAAACUAUAUCCGACUCUAAGGAAAUCACAGUUGUCGUAAUUGGUUACGACGCUCCAUCACUAGUUCUACGUGAUUUACAUUACGAGCCCGGAAGCCCUGGGGAAGCAACGUGCCGAAUGCAUCGAACAUCACCACCUGUCAAUAUGACCUGGUUCAUCAAUAACGAAGAGGUGACGAAGAGAGUAAUUACUCGGACCGAACCUGACGAGGAAGAUGACAGAAUAUCUUCGACCAUUUCUGUGAUUUACUUUACGCUCCCCACGAGCUCCUACGGCCCCACCUUCAUCAAGUGUCGUGCCACACUUUACGACAUUUAUGCGGAUGCUUCCAUAACCAGAAUCCAACCACGAAUUCCGAGCAGUAACAGUAACUCGAGGAAGGUGCUCGAAGUUCCGAAUUCUCUGCAGCACUCAUCAGCCCAAAUAGUCGGAUUUCAUAUCUCAACUCCAGUCCUGCUUAUGCUGACUCAAUCAGUGCUCAAAUGCACGUUGGAGCAAGUCUAAUGAGCACUUAUGUAGGUAAAUCGAAUCAUGUUUAACCCAGACACAUCUAUCUACUCAAAAGAAUGCUUUUAUAUCACACCCGAACAAUUUUGUUUGAAUGGAAAUUAUACCGGUGUCCUGAACUUGCGAUAAGCUUAACAGCCAUGCUUAAUUGAAACUACAAAUUUCCUCCUCUAAUUAAUAUUGCAAAACAUCAAAUCAGUACUUAUACUACACUUAUAAUAAUAAUAUAAAAGCUUACAAAUUGCAGAAUAAUAAAAUCAACCAUUUGUUUAAA
This is a messenger RNA of Folsomia candida, 2989 nucleotides long. RefSeq lists its product as uncharacterized. The coding region runs from base 1819 to 2712 and encodes 297 amino acids. The record is from RefSeq and is a predicted model, not a curated record. The transcript is spliced from 10 exons. Lineage: Eukaryota; Metazoa; Arthropoda; Collembola; Entomobryomorpha; Isotomidae.